This is a messenger RNA of Daphnia magna, 2284 nucleotides long. Its product is annotated as lipase member K. NCBI's taxonomy places the organism in Eukaryota, Metazoa, Arthropoda, Branchiopoda, Diplostraca, Daphniidae. The coding region runs from base 293 to 1621 and encodes 442 amino acids. The transcript is spliced from 12 exons. Gene Ontology annotation, molecular function: hydrolase activity, acting on ester bonds. The record is from RefSeq and is a predicted model, not a curated record.
CUCCUCUAAACAAUGGGCCAAUCACGAGCGAUCUGGCGAUUCUUUCAAAACAAAAGAAGGAAGACGCUCGCUUUGCACAUGGAAGAUUCUGGAAAAUCAAGAAAUGUCGUAAAUAUGAAGAACUGAGGAUAAAAUGAAGAUGGUGUUACUCAUACAUGGCAACCCGCCUUCCACUCCAAGUUAGUUUCUGCUGCUACGUUCGUGAUUCGGAUCAUUUUCUUCAGCCUUGCAAAAGUGACACAUCCAGUAUAGAACGAGCUCACUUUUCAACAGGUUAUUCUAUUUGGCUUAAAUGAUGUACAAAAUUACGAAUACUUGUGGCUGCUUCUUGCUGAUGAUGACGCUGAUCUGCAAUUACCAAUGCAGUGACAUAUUUGUAAACGAAAGUGCCCGGCCCGAAGAAAAUGUACACAAGUGGGGCAGGACUGAAAAUUUCAUUCCUACGAGAGAAAAGCAGCUCAACGUCCAGGGACGCACGAGGCCGAAUCCUAAGGAAGCUUCACUGAACACGGUCGAAUUAAUAAAUGGUCGAGGUUACCCGUUUGAAAUUCACAGUGUGACAUCCAGUGAUGGCUACAUUCUCGAAUUGCAUCGCAUUCCAUACGGUAGACACAAGAAGAUGGCGCCCAAGGUCUCAGGACAACCCGUUUUUCUUCAACACGGACUUAUGAAUAGUGAUAAUGUCUGGCUACUUCUUCCAGAUGCUCUUGCGUUCACUUUAGCCGACGCAGGAUAUGACGUUUGGUUGGGUAAUGCUCGAGGUAAUACGUACUCACGCCGACAUGUUAGUCUCGAUCCAUCACAAGAAGACUAUUGGAAUUUCUCGUUCGACGAAAUGGGCAACUACGACAUUCCAGCCGUCAUUAAUUUCGUGCUGACAAAGACCGGAAGUGAAAAGAUGAGCUACGUUGGUCACUCAAUGGGAUGUACCAUGUUCUUUAUUUGCAUGUCGUUACAUCCUGAGUUAAAUGAGAAGAUUGAUGUGAUGAUUGCAUUAGCACCUGCAGUUUCAAUGGCAAAGUCAACAGCUCCUCUAAUGGUUAACCAAGCACCAUUUGCUCCACAAAUAAAGUAUGUUUUUGAUUUGAUUGGUGUGCGUGCGUAUCAACCAGUCGAUUCAUUUUGGAACAACCUCCGUAAGCGAUAUUGUGAACCUAAUCUUUUCUUGCGUUAUUCUCUUUGUCAGAAUACCUUAUUCUCCUCUUCGGGGGAUGAAUACCACUCUUUAGAUUUGAAUCUUUUACCAAUUAUUGAUGGUCACAAUCCUGCCGGAACAUCAGUUAACACUGCUGUUCAUUAUGCGCAGAACUACAUGGCCGGUCAGACAUUUCAACGUUUUGAUUUUGGGGUUGAGGAAAAUCAAUUGCGCUAUGGCCAAACAACUCCACCAACUUACGAUUUAAGUAAGGUCACAUCGGAUGUCUUCAUUUUCUGGGGGCAAAGCGACAAGGUGUCUGCUCCUACGGAUAUUGCCUGGCUGGAAACCAAACUAGGAAACUUGAGAAAUUCCAUUAUGAUUGAAGAUCCGCUAUGGAAUCAUUUUUCGUUUCUUUUUUCAGCAGAUGCCAAACGGCUAGUCUACGACAAACUGAUUCCAUUCCUGCCAAAACCUAUUUUGUAGUUUCGGAUGUGUUUUAUAAAUUUGUUCAAAGUUUUCAUAGGAAAGAAAGUUGGGAAAUUUAAACAAAUACGCGAGUUUUUAUUCUUUAACCAUUUAAAAACAAACGAUUAGGAAAAGGUGAAUAACUUAAUUUCGAAAACCAAACAGAAUGUUAUUAUUCAUGAUGUGAUACUUGUCUUCUGAUGUUACUGUUCCGGUUAUAGACAUUGAAAUUCAAUCUUUUUCUCGUCAAUGAACUUCUAGGUUCAACAGAAAUCCCUCCCAUCGACAACCAUAUCAAGGACAUCUAAGAUAAACUGUUUUUGCACCAUUUCUUCUCUAAUUUAUUGGUGUUACCUGCCACCUUUGUCACUACUCCUCUCGUCCUAGUUGUCAAUUUAAAAGCUUUUUUGGAUUAUUGAAUCAACAAUGAGCUUCUCGUUCUAGGUUCUAUCGAAUCAACUAUGAAGUCGUUUGUAAUACUUCACUUCAAUUCUUUUUGUGCUGGGCUAGCUAUGAGGAAAAGUGUUGUCAGAUCCAUCAGGGUUUUUUGUGCUACGUAACCUCUUGCAUUAUGGAUGUAACAUAACUAUUUCUCUUGUUUGUAACGGUUGUAGGAAGAUGGUGAAUCAGCAUAGUUCUAUGUAUAAUUUAGCAAGUGCAAUAUACAGUCCGCAAAUAGUA